UGGAGCCCACACUGAUAAACCCUAGUUAAGCCCUCCUUCUCCCUCAACGCUGCUUCUCUUCUUCUUCCUUCUUCGUCGCGCAGACAUACAAUUCACCGCCGCCGUCGACAAAUUCACUAACGCACACUUUCACGGAGCUCGGGAGCGAUGGCGGACGUCGUUCAGUUCAAGCUCGAGCGCAUGCUCGACGAGCUAGACGACCUAGAGCGCCGCGGUUUGUUCAGCCGCCGCGAGAUUGCCGAGAUAGUCAAAAUGCGCCGCAAAUUCGAGUACCGCCUCAAGCGUCCUAGUCCCCUGAAGGAAGAAUUUUUGACCUACAUAGACUACGAAAAGCAGCUCGACGCCCUCCGCGCCCUCCGUAAAAAAUCUCUCGAGAGGAAAUCCGGCGGCGAUAAAUCGAAAAAGACGAUCUCGGAUUACGCCGGCGUUGCCAGGAUUCUCCUCAUUUACCGGCUCGCCACGAAUCGGUUCAAGGGAGAUAUUGAGCUAUGGUUUCAGUACCUCGAAUUUUGCAGGGCGCGAGGUCACGGCAGGAUGAAAAAAGCCCUAGCUCAAUUAGUCAGAUUUCAUCCAAAAGUGCCUGGUGUGUGGAUAUAUGCUGCGGCUUGGGAGUUCGACAACAAUCUGAAUGUUGCUGCUGCCCGUGCUCUAAUGCAAAAUGGUUUGAGGUCCUGUCCAGCUUCUGAGGAUCUAUGGGUGGAGUAUCUUCGCAUGGAACUCACGUAUCUUAACAAGUUGAAAGCUCGAAAGAUUGCCCUAGGUGAGGGUAAAGCUAGUGGCAAGAAUAACGCUGAUGAGCAACAGUGGAGAGAGGAGAACAAGGACUUGUUCAUGUCUUUGGAUGAGAAUGUGGAUAAGAUAUCUAGCUCUCAAGAAAAACCGGAUGUGUUCAAGGAGCAUGGCUUGACCCUCCUUGAUACUGUCUAUAGUGGUGCAAUUGAAGCCUUACCAAAUUCCUUCGGUCUAAGAACUCAGUUUCUGGAUAUACUUGAAGCAACUGAGCUGGUUAAUUCAGAAGAAAUGCGAACAAAGAUACUCCAUGACAUGAAAAGGGAUUUUUCAAAGGAUCCUCAGUACUGGGACUGGCUUGCUAGAGUUGAAAUAGCUGACACCAAAGGAGUAAAUUCUGUGCAGUUAGGCAGAGCGGUUCAGGUUUAUGAGGAGGGAUUAAAGUCUAUACCAUCACCUAUCAUGGCUGAACUUUACUUAAAGUUCCUCAUGGAAGCAGUGGAUAGGGAUGGAGAAGCUGUCAUUCAAUUUGACACUCAUGCUCCUGCCAUUGAGAUUGUUUCACAUAUUUUGGAAGUAUUCAAGAAAGCUGAGAGCCUUAACUGCAUUAAUGAAGAUCUUGCUUGCCAACAUGUUUCAUAUCUUUUACACUUAAGUAAAUUGGUUGAAGCCAGGGUGCUUGCAGAAAAGUUCUGCCCUGGAAAGUUUCCAAAUGCAGUGAAUUUAUGGACUUUACGACUCACCAUAGAAAUGAGAUGUAUUCAGAAUAAAUCUCUCUCACCGAGCAAGGCUGAUCUGCUCUAUAUCUUUGAACUCCUGAGAAAUAUUCUGAAGAAACUCAGCGUUUCAGAAGCAGAGAGUUUGUGGAUUAUGGGGCUGAAAUAUUUUGCAAAUCAGAGACGUCAUUUUGACGAUCUUGUGGAGAUGUCAGUUCUAUUAUUGACCAAAGAUGGUGGAAAUGAUAGUGGGUUUUCACUCUCAUCAACAAUUGUAAAUUAUAUACUUCAGAGGGAUGGAGUUGAACGUGCAAGAGAGAUGUAUAAGAGAUUUCUUGCAUUACCACAUCCUGGACUUCAAUUAUACAGAGAUUGUAUCGAACUAGAGUCCAACCUUGCAUCUGCUGGUGAUAAGACUGGCCUGACCAAUGCCCGGAAGCUAUAUGAAUCUGCACUUGCUACUUAUGAUCAAGAUGCAAGCCUUUGGUGUGACUAUCACUGCUUGGAGAUAAAGAUGGGAACUUCAGAAACUGCUGCAGGUGUUCAUUGGCGUGCUAGAAAAACCCAUAAAAAUAAUGCUGCCCAGCUCUUAUCUACAAAAUCAUGACGACUUAUGUAUAUCUUAAAUCGUUAGCUUUGAGCUAGUUGUUUGCGUUUCAUUUUCGAUUGUUGUAUUUGCAAUAUAUAAGGAAACAAAGAGCUAAAGCUGUAAUUCAAUUUUGUAUUCUUUUUUAGGAGGCAAGGAUUUGAUUAAACACAAUCAUUUCAGCACA
This is a messenger RNA of Salvia splendens (bonfire salvia), 2218 nucleotides long. Its product is annotated as U3 small nucleolar RNA-associated protein 6 homolog. Gene Ontology annotation, cellular component: Pwp2p-containing subcomplex of 90S preribosome; small-subunit processome. Gene Ontology annotation, molecular function: protein binding; snoRNA binding. The transcript has 6 exons. Gene Ontology annotation, biological process: maturation of SSU-rRNA from tricistronic rRNA transcript (SSU-rRNA, 5.8S rRNA, LSU-rRNA). Bases 148 to 2052 code for a protein of 634 amino acids. NCBI's taxonomy places the organism in Eukaryota, Viridiplantae, Streptophyta, Magnoliopsida, Lamiales, Lamiaceae. The record is from RefSeq and is a predicted model, not a curated record.